Parathielavia appendiculata is the source of this 1077-nucleotide messenger RNA. RefSeq lists its product as uncharacterized. The transcript is spliced from 2 exons. The coding region runs from base 1 to 1077 and encodes 358 amino acids. Lineage: Eukaryota; Fungi; Ascomycota; Sordariomycetes; Sordariales; Chaetomiaceae. The record is from RefSeq and is a predicted model, not a curated record.
AUGUACUCAAGCGUAACCCUUGGCCAUAGCCUAGCCAAGCGCCUCGUCGAGUACCCGUCCCAGGGCACGUCCCAGUGGGUGGAAGACAAUGUUUCGGCGGCCGCUUUGUUCAUCUUCGUUGUUGACUUUAUCCUCUUCGUCCCCGUCCUCGUCUUCAUCGCCUACACCCUCGGCUUUCUCUACCCCACCCUCGCCGCCGUAGAGGACCCUCUUCCCGCCUACGAUGCUCUCUCCAUGAACGAGGACGGCGCCCCAACCAAGGACGACGAUGACCGGAUUCGCACCGCCCAGCCCGGCAAGCCGAUCACGAGCUCGCUCCGCGCCAUAUACCGCCUGGUCCGCUCCCAGGGCAGUUGGCGCUCUAACCUCCGCGGUCUGGGCUACAAAGUGGUCGUGGGCCUUCUCGCGGGCUCUACCACCCUGUUCCUCUCUGCGGCGCCCUUCGUCUCGCCCUCCAUCGCUCAGCUCCUCGCCCUCCUCGCCGUGGCCCCUCUGUACACCGCCUGGACUCACUUCGUCGUCACGCCUCCCCACGCAAAGUCUUUCUUCUCCCGCAUCCCUCCCGUCCGCAAGGUCUACCUCGCGACCUGGUUCCCGACCUUCCUCUUCUGGGCUGCCAACCACGCCGCCGUCGUGCUCCCGAUGCUCCUCGCCAGCGUCAUCGGCCUGCAGUUGCCCGACCCGAACCAGCCGGCCGACAACCAGACCCCGAUGACCGGCUCUGACGCCGCCAAGGCCAUCUGUGUGCUUGGGGUGCACCUCGCGCUGACGGCGCUGCUGGUGACGCCCGCGCACGUCGCCCUCGCACGCGUGCAGGCCUCGCUGCUGCCCGCCGACGAGGACACGCUCGUGCCGUUUGACCGCUCGUUUGGCGGUCGCGUCGAGCCCGAGAUCGUCAGCGGCAAGGGCUUCGCCACGUUCGGCGCUGCCCUCAAGACGGUCAGCGUGCAGAGCUGGGUGCGCAUCUACUUGCUGGAUAUCAAGGUGGCGGCUGUUGCGGUCGCGGCAUACGCUGUGAUGGGCGCUGUGGUUGUGGGGCAGGUCCUCUUGUUUGGGUUGUGGGCGGGGUCCCAGUAA